Molecule: messenger RNA, 1392 nt
Organism: Lontra canadensis (Northern American river otter)
Lineage: Eukaryota; Metazoa; Chordata; Mammalia; Carnivora; Mustelidae
Gene: CASP14
Product: caspase 14
Exons: 7
Coding region: 252-980 (242 amino acids)
Biological process (GO): proteolysis
Molecular function (GO): cysteine-type endopeptidase activity
Source: RefSeq, a predicted model, not a curated record
CUCGCUUGCAAUAAAGGGCCAGAUGGCUGUGCUGGCCAAUUUAUACACAGGUCUCUCAGCAGAAACGCUGUCAGCCCCAUCUCCAAGGUUAGCAGGUGGACUUGACCCCUCCUCGGCGCCUAGCCCUGUUGGCAGCUAGCAGAGUGGCAAGACUUGGACUGGCUUUAAGGAGCAGCCAUCUCUAGAGUCAGUAAGUGAUUUGGCAGGAUCAGCCAAGAGUGCUGAGAACCGGACUGAGAAUCAGAGGAAACAUGAGCAAUCCUCAGCCUUUGGAGGAGGAGGUAUACGACAUGUCAGGCGCCCGCUUAGCCCUGACACUGUGUGUCACCAAAGCCCGGGAAGGUUCAGAGGCAGACCUGAAUGCUCUGGAACGCAUGUUCCAGCAGCUGGGAUUUGAGAGCACCAUGAAGAGAGACCCCACUGCCCAGCAAUUCCAGGAAGAGCUGGACAAUUUUCAGCAGGCCAUGGAUGCUCGGGAUGACCCCAUCAGCUGUGCUUUUGUGGUGCUCAUGGCACAUGGGUUAGAAGGUCAACUCAAGGGGGAGGACGGACAAAUGGUGGAACUGGAAAACCUUUUCGAGGUUCUGAACAACAAGAACUGCCGGGCCCUGAGAGCCAAGCCUAAGGUGUACAUCGUGCAGGCCUGUCGAGGAGAACAAAGAGACCCUGGUGAAACAAUAAGUGGAGGUGAUAUUGUAAUGAUCACAAAGGACAGUCCCGAGACCAUCCCGACAUACACAGACAUCCUCCACGUCUACUCAACUGUGGAGGGGUACAUCUCAUACAGACAUGACAAAGAGGGCUCCUGCUUCAUCCAGACCCUGGUUGAUGUGUUCACAGAGAGGAAAGGACCCAUCCUGGAGCUUCUGACAGAGGUGACCCGGCGGAUGGCAGAAGCAGAGCUGGUUCAGGAAGGAAAACCAAGGAAAGUGAAUCCCGAAAUCCAAAGCACCCUUCGAAAACGGCUCUAUCUGCAAUAGAAGUGGAAAGGGCAGGGAGGGGCUGUCUUUCAAGUGCUCUCUCUGCCCCAUGGAUGUUUAGAGGCAGCUCCCACUACUCCCCUAAAAUCUUCUCUUCCCAAGGCCAAAUGGCAUCCAGCCUUUCUUUCAUCACAACCCUCAUACAGAUCCUCUAUCUGUCCCUGUCCUUCUUAAAGCAAGUGAGCCGAAACACAGCACAAGGCACAGCAGUAACAUUAACACUCACUUCCCUCAGGGUGGAAUUUUUACCUCUAUUAAUACAACCUUAGAGUUGUAUUAAUUGAGUUUCUCUUAACUGAGUUUCUGUUCCUAUCUCCAACUGAAACACUUUUCUUUCUCCCAUUAAUUAUACCUAUGCAAAUGUAACUGCAAUUUUAAACCUCAAGAUUUUCCACUGAUAAACCAAUGCCCA